Chenopodium quinoa (quinoa) is the source of this 1417-nucleotide messenger RNA. Its product is annotated as glycine-rich RNA-binding protein RZ1A-like. The transcript has 4 exons. NCBI's taxonomy places the organism in Eukaryota, Viridiplantae, Streptophyta, Magnoliopsida, Caryophyllales, Amaranthaceae. The coding region runs from base 132 to 806 and encodes 224 amino acids. The record is from RefSeq and is a predicted model, not a curated record. Gene Ontology annotation, molecular function: zinc ion binding; RNA binding.
AGUUCUAUUGAAGAAUUUAUAAAAGAACGGUGCCUAAGAAACCUAAAAACAUUCAUCCUGAGUUUUGCUGUUCGACUCUGGCCAAUUAGGGUUUAUCGUGAACACAGCACUCAAGGACUCAAGAUAAAAUCAUGGGAGACGUGGAUGAAUUUCGCUGUUUCGUUGGAAGCCUUUCUUGGUCUACGACUGACAGAGGUUUGAGAGAUGCAUUUGAAAAAUAUGGUCGUCUGCUUGAAGCGAAAGUUGUUUUAGACAAAUUUUCUGGACGAUCUCGUGGAUUUGGUUUUGUUUCUUUUGAUGACAAGAGAGCUAUGGAGGAAGCUAUUGAGGAAAUGAAUGGUGUGGAUUUAGAUGGACGUCCCAUAACUGUAGAAAGGGCUCAACCCACCCAAGCCUCUUCUAGGGACCGAGAUGGGGACUAUGACCGUGACCGUGAUCGUGGUGGUCGUGAUCGCGAUCGUGACCGUGAUCGUGACCGCCCUCGUGGGUUUGGCGGAGGUCCAAGGGGAUCUGGUGGUGGCGGUGACUGUUUUAAAUGUGGUAAGCCCGGACAUUUUGCUCGUGAAUGUCCAUCUGAUGAUGGUGGUAGGGGUGGUGGCAGAUAUGGUGGGAGAGGAGAAAGAAAAGGUGGUGGCAGCUAUGGACCUGACCGAGGUGGGGAUCGCUACAGCGGCGGAGGUGGUGGUGGAGGUGGUGGUGGACGUUACAGAGAUUCUGGUAGCCGUGGAGCAGGAUAUGGAAGUGAUAGGUACAGCCGUGACCGUUCUGGCCCAUAUGACCGUGCAGGAUCUGGUGGCUACCGCUAAUUCUUUGAAAGGACGAUAGCUGUGCAGAGGAUGUCUGUUCUACAAGAUUAUCUUCAUGAAGAGAAGGAGCUUUUUACUGUGUUGUACUUAAUGGAAGACAUCUUAUGUGGUUUCAGACUUGGAAUGCGUAAUUAGAGUUGAACUAUUUUCUGUAUCUACAUCAGGAAAGCCAUUUGUCCCAGUGUGGGAAAAUUUUCUGUUUCAGGAGCUCAGUGAUGUUAUGAUGCGAUCUUAUGCUUGCUUAGUGGAGACUUCUGAUUUGGCUCUUUAGAUAUAUGAAUCUUGUUUUCGCUGCUAUACCUGGCUGUUUACAUGCACGUGCAUUGCUCUUUCUUCGCUGCCGUUUGGUAUUGGUGUGGGUUAAUGGGACAUAUGACUGGGUUGAGCGCCUUGUUCCUGAGUAUAUAUCCAUUUUGGUUGCUAUGAUCUGUGUACGUGUAACUGGAAGGGUGCAAGCUCUUUUGUUCUUGUGGCAUUAUCCUUUGCUCUCCCCCCCUGCCUAAUGCAAUUUUAAAACAAAUUUUGGAAAAGAAUUGAGCUGGGUAAUUUCUUAUCCUAAUUCGAUGCUUGUUCAAAUUUCAAUGUUAUUAUGGCAUUAAUUGUUUUGUGCU